Molecule: messenger RNA, 1088 nt
Organism: Gossypium raimondii (Peruvian cotton)
Lineage: Eukaryota; Viridiplantae; Streptophyta; Magnoliopsida; Malvales; Malvaceae
Product: protein LOL1
Exons: 5
Coding region: 369-728 (119 amino acids)
Source: RefSeq, a predicted model, not a curated record
UGGGAGAAAGCUUGAUGCUCUCUGGUUCUAGACAGUGAACUAUUGAAAGGAGAGUUUAGCUCUGUCUGAUUUUACAAUGCCAGUUCCCCUUGCGCCAUAUCCCACACCUCCAGCACCCUACACUCCUCCUGCUGCCAAUGGGUAUGGCUUUGGCAUUAAGAUACACAGGUUGUUAUGGAUGUAAAGUACCAAUAUUACAAGUCUAGUUUGGCUUCUAAAAAGCUUGGCCUCAUCAACAAAUUGGUCAAAGACAGGAGAAUUUAUGAAUUAAGUCAUUAACCUUUCUGCAUCUACAAAAGUUACUGUAUUUCUACUCUCUUUUUUUUUUUUUUUACCUUCCAUUGACAACUGAUCUAGUGGCCAAACCUAUGCUAACCAGGUGCUCAAAGCCAACUUGUGUGUUCCGGUUGUCGAAAUUUAUUGCUCUAUCCAGUUGGAGCAACCUCUGUGUGUUGUGCUGUUUGCAAUGCAGUAACAGCAGUGCCGCCUCCCGGCACAGAAAUGGCACAGUUGGUUUGCGGAGGCUGUCAUACCUUAUUAAUGUACAUCCGCGGAGCAACAAGCGUUCAAUGUUCGUGUUGUCACACUGUCAAUCUGGCCUUGGAAGCAAAUCAGGUGGCACAUGUAAAUUGUGGGAACUGCAGGAUGUUACUAAUGUACCAGUAUGGAGCGAGAUCCGUAAAAUGUGCAGUUUGCAAUUUUGUGACAUCAGUUGGGGGCUCAGCUAGUGCUGCUGAACAGAAGUUCAACAGCUGAGACUAUAUUAGACCCCAAGUCAAAUAUUAAAAGCAACAAGUUUGCUUUGCACGUUAUAAAUAUUUUCCACCGAGGUUGCGUCCCAUCGGCAAAUGGAGGAAACUCCUCCUCCUCGCUUUGUAUUGAGUUAUUUUUCCUUGCGUGACAUAUGAAAUAAGCGGUUUUGGGUAGCUGGUUGGAUGCAUUAUAAGUAAUUCCAUCAGAGAAGACGUUUUUUAACAGUUUGAACAAUCGGUUAUCUUCCGAGUCCAGAUAAGAUAAACUUUGUUUUCUUUUGAUUUGCUAUGAAUAUGAGUGGCAAUAAAUACAGGGCAUAAAGUUCAUCUCUGAUA